AUGUCGCCACCUCGAUUCCUCGUCAUUGGUGCCGGUUCUCGUGGCUAUGCUUAUGCCGGUGCUAUCACGGACGAGACCGAAGGCAUUAUCGCAGCUGUUGCUGAGCCCAUACCCUACAAGCGCACCGAAUUUGGGCGCGACUUCAUCUGGGGUGCAGAUGGCUCCCCUCAAGAAGGCCAGUCCUUUCCUGACUGGAAUGCUUUCCUGACCUACGAAACCGCCCGCCGAGCCGCUGCUUCUGCCGGCGAUUCAGUCCCUCCUGGUGUUGACGGUGUCCUCAUUUGCGUUCUAGAUGAGAUGCACCGCGAAGUCAUCAUGGCACUGGCUCCCCUCGGCCUUCACACUCUUUGCGAAAAGCCACUUGUAACAACCCUCAAAGACUGUCUAGAUAUCCACCGCGCUCUGAAGCCAUCCGCCCUCUUUUCUGUCGGCCAUGUCCUCCGCUACAGCCCCCACAACAUGCUUCUACGCCGCCUGCUUCUCUCAGACCGCGCUAUCGGCGAUAUCGUUAGCAUUGAGCACACGGAGCCAGUGGGUUGGUGGCACUUUGCCCACUCGUACGUCCGUGGCAACUGGCGACGCGAGGCAACCACAGCCCCUUCCCUCCUCACAAAAAGCUGUCAUGACGUUGACCUUCUCCUCUGGUUGCUCGCCGCUCCCUACAAGUCCGGCAGUGCCCAUCCCUUCCACGUGCCCGUCUCUGUAUCCUCAACGGGCGCCUUGACCACCUAUCGAAAGGCUCGCAAGCCCACAGCCGCUGGACAUGCCACAAAUUGCAUGACCUGUCCACUCGCCGACGAUGGCUGCAAGUUCUCCGCCAAGAAGAUCUAUCUCGGACCCGAGCUGGCUAGCUUAGAAACGGGAAACCGCAGCUGGCCCGUCAAGAUCGUCCUACCUGAGAUUGAAGACAUGCCCGAUCUGGCGCAAGCGAAGGAGGCCCUUGCCAAGAAACUUGGCGAGGACUACAGCACUGCCACACCAGAUCGUGAGGUCGCGGCUCGUCCCUGGUUUGGCCGAUGCGUCUACGAGUCAGACAACGACGUCUGCGAUGAUCAAUUCGUCACGCUCGCAUGGGACGACGAGCCUUCUAUCGAAGGAGCGCCGCCGCGGUUUGCCAAGCAGGCGACGCUGCACAUGGUCGCCACGACGAAGAAGAUUUGUGAGCGCUACUCGCACAUCUAUGGCACCAACGGAGAGAUCUUUGCCGACUCGAGGACCAUCACAGUCGAAGACUUUAGUACGGGGCAGACGACUGUCUAUAAUCCCAAGAUGGAGUUGAGCGGCCACGGCGGUGGCGAUAUGGGUCUGGCACGUCAGUUUGUGCUAGCUGUGCAGGGGGUCAAGAAUGAGGGCAUGGAGGUGCAAACGGCUCAGGAUGAGUUCAUCGGGUGCUCGCUGGGCGAGGCGAUCAUGAGCCAUCUUGUCGUGUUUGCUGCGGAGGAGGCACGACGCGAAGGCAAGGUGGUGAAGCUGGGACAGUGGUGGGAUAGGGUAUCCAAGGGUGAGCUGCAGUCUGAGGGGCAUGAGGGCAUCAAGUGGGAGAACGUGACAGGAAGACGCUCCUAA
Messenger RNA from Verticillium dahliae VdLs.17, 1566 nucleotides. RefSeq names its product streptomycin biosynthesis protein StrI. The transcript has a single exon. Bases 1 to 1566 code for a protein of 521 amino acids. The record is from RefSeq and is a predicted model, not a curated record. Gene Ontology annotation, molecular function: nucleotide binding. Lineage: Eukaryota; Fungi; Ascomycota; Sordariomycetes; Glomerellales; Plectosphaerellaceae.